GGUAGGUACGAACGGAUAUACCCCCUAAGCACAAGAAUAUUGCAAGGGACUUUCAUCCCAAUGAAUCCACAAACAGAUAAAGCAACCUAGCUCUCUGCCAACCGAGUUAUACCGCCGAGUAACCUAGAACUUGUUUCUUUCACUUUCCUAGCUGCAGAUAGUUAAGUGCUUUGAUCUGAUUUGGAGUGCUAUGUGCAUUAACAAUGUCUUCUUCAGGCCAUAUGGAGAAUAUUUUGAUGAAAUUGAUGUAAAUGAAGAUAUUCAAUAGAUGAUAAAAAGAACUAAUGCUGGGUACAAUGCCUAAAUUAGGUUAUACUAUGGCUGGGAGGUUAUUUUACAAAGGUCUUUUGGUGCUGCCAAGUACAUCUCAACAUAUCUAACAAAUACUUCUAGAGUAUCAUGACGAUUUCGGGGGGAGGGCGGGGGUCACUCCGGGCUUCUCAUGACUAUUAAGUGAAUUGAACAAGUAUUAUAUUGGCCAACAAUGAAAAAAUAUGUGAAGAGAUAUGUGGCUGAGUGCAAUAUGUGCAAAAUACACAAAUAUUCCAUGUUGGAUUCUGGACUUAUUCAACCAAUUGUGUUGCCGUCUUUGAUAUGGCCAUAAUUUUAUGGACUUCAUUGAGACUAGAGUCUCACUAAGUCUGAGGGUGUCAAUGUCAUCUUGGUUGUAUGGGAUAGACUCAUCAAAUAUGCUCACUUUAUGAGCUCCAUACACCCUUUCAUGGAGACUGUGGUAGGAGAAAAGUUUGUACGUCUUCAUAGAUAUCCCACUUUCCAUUAUUUCCGACAGUGAUAGAAUCUUCCUGAGCAAAUUCUGGAGAGAAUAAUUUGGAUUGACUGGCACUACUUUGAAGUUUAGUAUUGUGUAUCAUUUUCAAAAUGACAGACAAUUGAGGUUCUCAACUGUUGUUUGGAAUCUUACUUAAGUUUUUUCACCUAGGUUCACCCCAAACAACCAAACAAUGGCACAAAUACUUAUCCUUGGCAGAAUUUAAUUUGGUAUAAUUAUUCAAUACCAUACAUAAUUGCACACUACCAUAAAUAAUUGCACAUGUCUCCCUUACACAUGACUCCAUUUAAGAUAGUGUAUGGUAGAGAUCUUCCAAGACUCUUGUUUUUUGAGGAUGGAUCCAGUAACAAAAGUGAGCUUGAAGCUAUGUUUGAAAUCUUGACAUGCUAUUUUGAAAGAUUGCAAAGUCCAUUUGUUAAAGGCGCAUGAGAUUGUCUUAUUAAAACGGAAACAUUGUGAUUGGCUCGUUGGUCUUAAGAAACAAACGUCGGGAUUUCGUAUUUGAGAUUGGCUCGUUGGUCUUUCUUGUGCUCAUGCCAUAAUGUCAAUCUUCUCUAAGCAAAGCUUUUUGCAAAAUAAUAUGGUCUUUUACAAUUUUGGAACGCAUGGACCAGGUAGCUUACCAUAAAACUACAAGAGGACAAUAAGAUCCAUCGUGUAUUUCAUGUUUCCUAACUAAAACAUUUCCGAUGAUGUUUGAGGAGAAUAUAAAUUGUAUCCUAACAAAGCACACGCUAUGAUGCAGAAGGUUAUCUUGAGGCUUUGUAAACAAGACUUUAUAACGUGAUUAUUAUGGUAAGAUUUUAUAAAGGUAAUAUUUAUUGAACAACUUAAACCUCUAAAAGUUCUCCAUUCAUACUUAUGAUUACAGAAAAUGUCACUGCAUUUUUAUCUUAUCUAGCCAUUCAUUAAGAUAUAUUUGGAAUACAUUAUUGAAUCUAAUUAAUUUCGCUUAACAACUAAAUGCAUCAGAUUUUUUCUCGUAUUUAUUAUAUCGUAAUAUUUUGCCUAUGCAAAUAUAGGCCACAUUAUUAAAAUAAAUAUUUGAAUGAAUCUUUUGAUUUGAAGAAAUAUUACCAGAAAAUAACUAGCUCACAAAAAAUGCUUAUGUUAAACCAUCAAAUCAUAUAUGAAUUUGGUAAAGUUUAAUAAAAAUGAAUAUUAUAUGAAAAUACCACAAAUGAGAAUAUGUUUAAAUCAAUAUUUUUAAGGUGACAUGAACAUUGAACCGGACUAUUUUGGUCAAUGGGUUAACCGCAGACAAACUGUAGGUCAAUAGUUUAACUAAUUUUAAUAUAUAACUAUAUAUAUAUAUAUAUAUAUUAAAAAUAUAUAAUUUAUCAUGUUUAAAAAUAUAGCAAAGUUUUAAAAAUUAUUUUAUAUUUUUUGUCAUUUCAAGUCAAAGUUAUAAAAUAUAAUUUACACAAUUUUUUAUAACAAGUUGAAGUUAUGACAUAUAAUUAAAAAUACGAUAAGAAUUAAAAUUAAUAAAUGCUUACAUGUCUAAUGAAAAAAUUGAAAUUAACUUUUAACUAUUUAAAUCAAAUUGGAUUACAUAUUGAUUACCCAUCGGUUCAACCGAUUAGCCUUGGAUUUUAGAAAUGUUUACGGGUUUUAUGAGGUAUUUAAAUAAUAAGUAUUUCUCAAAACUCAAAUCCGAUUACAUAUCAGAUCAUCGACUUUACUGGUUCGAUCGCAGGUGGGUCGGAUCAUGUUUAAAAGUGCUGAUUUAAAUACAAAUCAUAGUAUGAGUGUUAAAUCCGGUAAAACAUAGUCAAAAUAGAAAAAUUGGUUUGAAUUUAUUAUUUCCAUAUAAACCGAAUAAAUUUUAUUUUUAAGAAGCCACAUUAAAUAGAUAUUGUUCGGUAUACAAACCCUUCAAGUCGAAAAAAAUUGAGUAAAUUGAUUAAUUAAAAUAUAGUAACAUACUUAUAUAUAUAUUAUAAUAUGAUAAUGUGAAUGAUAAUAUAUACAUAACAUAAGAAAAUAAUAAGAAAAAGUAUGCCAAAAGUUCGAAAUCAAAUUGAUAAACGAUACAAACCAUUUCGAUAUAAUGAAAUUGAUUAAAAUAAUAAUGGUGCAAGCGGGCCAAGCCCUGCUGUUUAUUUCUUGUUUAAAAGGCCUAUCCAAGCCUACUGCGUUUUCCAAGUUAGCGUUAGACAUAUAAAAUAUGCAUCUCUCUCUCUAAAAUUAGGAUUCCUGCCCUAAUAUAUAAUUUGCCACCGCCAAAUCGUUUCGUUCCACAUCUGAAUUGUUUCGCAACCGAAUCAGUUCUUCAAAUACUACAUGUCUCAAACCAACCUACCUUUCAAAGAUGGUCAAACUGUUGAAGUAAGAUCCUUUGAACAUGGAUAUCGCGGAGCUUGGUUUCGUUGCAAGAUAGUAAGGAUAUACAUAGUGGAGGAGACAUUGUACUACAGCUUGAAGUAUCUUGAUUACGAAAAAGAAGAGAUACAUGAGCAACAAGUCUUUCAGCGGUUUGAAGAUGAGGAGAAAGAGUGGAUAAUGGUUCGACCCUCGUACCCAUCAGUCCGUAAAAUUGAGGCUGACCAAAAACCUCUUGACGUCGCUCGUGGCUCUUGGAAAGUAGGAGACUUAGUUGAUUGGCAUAAAGAUGAUUGUUACUGGUCUGGAACGGUUGUGGCAUUGAAGAAGAACGAACCAUUACAGGUUGAACUGUAUCCUCCACCACGUGGUGAAGGAGCGACUUACAACGCUUUGAGAAAGGACUUACGUCCAUCAUUGGAAUGGUCACUUGAAGAUGGCUGGACAUUGCCUUCUGCGGACGGAAGACAAGGCAAUGUGAUCGGCUCGUGAAACGUAAGAAAUGAAAGUUAGGCUUUCUACUUAUAUGAACGAUGAUUCUAUUAUGAGUAUUCUCUUAUGGUUUUUUUAAGAACUCAAUUGAAUUUCUUUCACACUUUUUGGAAACUCCUACUGUAUAUAACUCAUUUUAACAUUAUAAAAUCCUAAAUGAAAAGUCUGCUGGUA
Molecule: messenger RNA, 3781 nt
Organism: Brassica rapa (field mustard)
Lineage: Eukaryota; Viridiplantae; Streptophyta; Magnoliopsida; Brassicales; Brassicaceae
Source: RefSeq, a predicted model, not a curated record